This is a messenger RNA of Ochotona curzoniae (black-lipped pika), 1266 nucleotides long. RefSeq names its product caspase-6. The record is from RefSeq and is a predicted model, not a curated record. Gene Ontology annotation, cellular component: cytoplasm. Bases 157 to 987 code for a protein of 276 amino acids. The transcript has 7 exons. Gene Ontology annotation, biological process: apoptotic process; proteolysis. Lineage: Eukaryota; Metazoa; Chordata; Mammalia; Lagomorpha; Ochotonidae.
GCGCGGGGACGCCGGGCAGAUGCGCGCGCGGUGCGCGGGCGCAGGCUGGUCGUCAGGGACGCAGGCCCGGCGCCCCGAGCCAAGGGGACGCGCGGCUCCCCCGCACAUGCUGGACGGGUUCCAAAGGCGGCGAAUCCUGCAGAUGGGGAGCAGAACAUGGUAGAAACAGAUGCCUUCUUUAAAAGGGACACAUUUGACCCAGCGGAGGAGUACAAAAUGGACCACAGGAGGAGAGGGAUCGCCUUGAUCUUCAAUCACGAGUGGUUCUUCUGGCACUUAAGGCUUCCAGAGAGACGGGGCACCAAUGCAGACCGGGACAGGCUCACCCACAGGUUUAAAGAGCUAGGCUUCGAAGUGAAGUGCUUUAACAACCUUAAAGCAGAAGAACUACUGCUCAAAAUUCAUGAGGCGUCCACCUGCAGCCAUGCAGAUGCUGAUUGCUUCGUGUGUGUCUUCCUGAGCCAUGGCGAAGGCAAUCACAUUUAUGCCUAUGAUGCAAAAAUUGAAAUCCAGACAUUAACUGCCUUGUUCAAAGGAGACAAGUGUCCAAGCCUGGUGGGGAAACCCAAGAUAUUCAUCAUUCAGGCCUGUCGGGGAGACAAACAUGACGAGCCCGUCAUCCCAAUGGAUGUGGUGGAUCAUGAGAAAGGGGGACAGGAGAGCAACAUGACAGAGGUGGACGCGGCCUCGGUCUACACCUUGCCUGCUGGAGCUGACUUCCUCAUGUGCUACUCUGUGGCUGAAGGAUAUUAUUCUCAUCGGGAAACUGUGAAUGGCUCGUGGUACAUUCAGGAUUUGUGUGAAAUGUUGGGAAAAUACGGAUCCUCCUUGGAGUUCACAGAACUCCUCACACUGGUGAACAGGAAAGUCUCUCAGCGCCGGGUGGACUUCUGCUUAGACCAAAAUGCCAUUGGGAAGAAGCAGGUCCCUUGCUUUUCCUCAAUGCUAACUAAGAAGCUGCACUUCUUUCCCAAAGCUAGCAACUAGGGGCUGUUUUGUCUCAUGAUGUGUGUCCAAAAUGUUUCCCUUUCUGUCACCAGCAAUUGAGAUGUUUUAAGGUUUAGUAUUCAACAGGGAACUUCAUGGAUAGCCCAUGGUGGAUAUGGACUUAAGGGUUUGAUAUACAAAUAGAAAAAUAAAUACUCAGGACAUUCCCAGGAAAGACUACCAGCAUUUGAAUACUUAAUCUUCUUAGUAAACUUUAGUACUACCCAGUUUUGCCCUAACACUUGAUAAUUAUAUUUUAUUAAAAUUUUUUUUAAUUCA